GUUUCACUGUGCUAGUUCUUCUGGAAUGCAAACGUGCCACGGACAGGCGAAAUCAGCCCAAUCCACUCUGGAGAGAAGUGCUUGAUCGGAGUGGUCUAAGUACCACUUGCCCAAGAAGAUGCAGCUGUGACCCUGCCCAGUCAGUGCAAUGCUACAGAGCUACGGAGAUCCCCAGAGAGAUUCCUUUUACCACCAGGAGACUCUACAUAAGUCACAGCAAAAUUAAACAACUCCAGAUUACUGACUUCAGGAGAAUGUCAGCCCUCGAAGAGCUGGUCCUAUCAUGCAGUGGCACAGAAUCAAUAGAAAACAACACUUUCAAAGCUCUGAGCACCUUGAAGUCCCUGGAACUCUACAAAAAUCAGCUAAAGCAAAUACCCGCCUUCCUCCCAUCUGGCCUUGAAAUUUUAAAACUCGCCGAUAACUCCAUCAACGCUCUGCAUGAGUCUGAUUUUGAAGGUUUGAUGAAGCUAAGGGUGCUCGAUAUUCGGAACAACUUGAUUGCAACUCUGCCUCCGAGUGCAUUUUCUUCCCUUUGCAAUUUACAAAGUCUGAUUCUGGAUGGCAACAACAUGGAAUCUGUGUCUGCACCACUUAAGCUUCCUAGGCUGAAGUAUCUGAGCAUGGCCGAUAAUAAACUGAACUCGUUCCCAACCAACUUCUUUGCAUCCUUCCAAAAUCUACAGUUUCUCAGUUUAAGUGGCAACUUUUUGACAAAAGUGCCUCUUGACCUACCUAAAUCCCUGCUGUCACUAAAAUUAGAGAAAAACCAACUCAAAACAAUAAGACUUCGAGACGUGAAACACCUAGAAAACCUGUCUGAGUUCUUCCUGUCAGAAAAUCAGCUAACAUCAAUAGAUGGUGCCCAGCUUCUUCCGAACUUAACAACACUGGAGCUCGCUAAGAACCGGCUACACACUAUGCCACCCAGGCUGCCCGGCAGACUGCAGAAGCUCGACUGCAGCAAUAACCUGAUUCAAAGGGUGACAGCGCAGGACUUCCAAGGACUACAAGACCUCAAGCACUUGUUUCUUGACAACAAUGCUGUUAGCAUGUUUGAGGCGGGAGCUCUUCAGCAGUGUGCGCAGCUUUCGAAUCUGGCACUGGAACAGAAUCUCCUCAUUUCUAUUCCACUCAGACUUCCAGACACCCUUGCUAGAUUGGAUCUAAAGGGAAAUGACAUAGAGGAUGUUGGAGAACAAGAGCUGAAGGACUUGAAACAGCUUCAGGUUCUAAAUUUACGGAACAACAAGAUAUCUGCCUUGGACCGCAAAGUCUUAGAGUAUUUACCUCGUCUCCGUCAUCUGUAUUUAGAUGGAAACCCCUGGAACUGCACCUGUGACCUUCUCAGAACCAGAAGAGCGCUGGUGGCCAAAGGAACGGAUGUCAGGGGAGGACAGUGCGCGGCGCCGGCAGAAAGCCGAGGAGAAAGUUGGAUGUCUUCCAAAAAGAUUCUGCAGCAGUGUGAAGAUAAUCUGUCUUCCAUAGAAAGGGGCAAAGAGGACAGAAAGAAAAUGAAACCAAAUGAGGCCUCCAGCAUUGGAGUAAACACAGAUGAUGAUUACUAUGAUUAUGAAUUAGAUUAA
Molecule: messenger RNA, 1586 nt
Organism: Pelecanus crispus (Dalmatian pelican)
Lineage: Eukaryota; Metazoa; Chordata; Aves; Pelecaniformes; Pelecanidae
Source: RefSeq, a predicted model, not a curated record